Messenger RNA from Caenorhabditis briggsae, 489 nucleotides. The transcript has 3 exons. The record is from RefSeq and is a predicted model, not a curated record. Bases 1 to 489 code for a protein of 162 amino acids. NCBI's taxonomy places the organism in Eukaryota, Metazoa, Nematoda, Chromadorea, Rhabditida, Rhabditidae.
AUGAAAUCUGCUAUUCUAUUCAUUUUCUUCUUCAUUUUCGGAUGUUUUUCUCAAGGAAUUCCACAUCUGAAAGUGGGAAAUCAAGAAUCGAAAGCAUUGGAAAUCGGAAAGAGACAUGUGAAAUUAUUUUUGGAUUCGAUAAAAAAUAAAAAUGAAAAAAUGAUUGAGAAGUUGUUCAACACAACGGGAGCCGACCAAAUGCAUAUUCCGACGCUCAUUGAUAUGCUUCAAGGAUUCGAUAUCUCUGUGGAAUCUGCGAAUUUCAAUAAAAAAGGAGAAAUUAAUGCGAAUUUGAGAGUGGAUGGAAUUGUUCCAGGAGUCAUUAUUCUCACAAAAACUCCCAACAGUCCAACAGGAUAUCAAAUCAGUGCUCUUGGAUUUAAAACUCCAAGAGGAACAUCACAUUUGGAAUUCACAAUGUGCUUCAUUGGAUUGUUCUGGUGUGCAAUCGAAUAUACCAUUAAAUGGCUGGAUUCUUAUAAAAUUUGA